Molecule: messenger RNA, 6632 nt
Organism: Arvicanthis niloticus (Nile rat)
Lineage: Eukaryota; Metazoa; Chordata; Mammalia; Rodentia; Muridae
Gene: Inpp4b
Product: inositol polyphosphate-4-phosphatase type II B
Cellular component (GO): cytoplasm
Molecular function (GO): phosphatidylinositol-3,4-bisphosphate 4-phosphatase activity
Source: RefSeq, a predicted model, not a curated record
CCAGCCCCGGGUGCUGAGCUCGCCGCUAUAAAUAGCAGGUUACAGCUUCUGCUUGGGCGCACACGCUCUCACUGGAGAACGCAGGAAAGUCAUCCUGAAAAGUGUCUGCCGCUGCUAUCGCCCCCUACUCAGCCUCUGCAAGAGAACCCAAAGAAAUGGUAUCACCUGGCAAGAGAUCUGCCGUGUUUUAUGAAAAAUCAACCCAAGAGCCCUAAAAUCAGUGAAACAAUAAUCAAAGAUCCACGGCAUUGAAGAAUACAACAUAUAUCAGAAUUUCACAGUGGAAUAUUUGAUCGUUAAUGUGAAGAUACACCAACGUUAAACCGGAACUCAUUGUCUAGUAUCAUUGGAAAAGACACCGUGGAGAAUAAGUCAGUUGUGAGGUGGAUCAUGGAAAUCAAAGAGGAAGGAACAUCAGAAGAAGGCCAGCAUUUUCUUCCUGCAGCUCAGGCAAAUGACCCUGAGGACAUUCAGUUUACCAGCAUCCAGAAGAUUCCCAAUGAGCCACAGCUGGAAUUCAUUCUCGCCUGCAAGGAUCUUGUGGCUCCUGUCAGUGAUCGGAAACUGAAUACAGUUGUACAGAUCUCAGUAAUCCACCCGGUGGAGCAGACCCUGACGAGGUACUCCAGCACAGAAAUUGUGGAGGGAACAAAAGACCCACUGUUCCUGACGGGUGUCACAUUCCCCUCCGACUACCCCAUCUAUGAAGAGACGAGAAUAAAACUGACAGUCUAUGAUGUCAAGGAUAAGUCUCAUGAUACUAUUCGAACCAGUGUCCUUCCGGAACACAAGGAUCCCCCGCCAGAAGUUGCGAGAAGCUUCCUGGGCUGCGCCAGUUUUAAAGUUGGGGAGCUGCUGAAGUCCAAGGAGCAACUGCUGUCCCUGAGCCUGAGAACCUCAGAUGGUGGCAAAGUGGUCGGCACCAUAGAAGUCAGCCUCAUGAGAAUGGGGGAGAUUGAGGAUGGGGACACCGACCACAUCACAACAGAUGUGCCGGGACAAAAGUGUGCCCUAGUGUAUGAAUCCACAGCACCAGAAAGUCUGAGCGGAAAGGAAAACUUACCUUUUCUGAAUGCAGUGUUAAGGAAUCCUGUAUAUAAACUAUAUAGGUUCCCCACAUCUGACAAUAAGUGGAUGCGAAUCCGUGAGCAGAUGUCAGAAAGCAUCCUUUCUUUUCAUAUUCCUAAGGAAUUGAUUUCCCUUCACAUAAAAGAAGACUUAUGUAGAAAUCAGGAGUUAAAAGAACUUGGUGACCUUUCCCCACACUGGGACAACCUACGGAAAAAUGUCCUUUCUCACUGUGAUCAAAUGGUGACUAUGUACCAAGACAUUCUGACAGAACUUUCCAAGGAAACGGGGUCCUCUUUCAAAUCCAGCAGCAGCAAAGGAGAGAAAACACUAGAAUUUGUUCCAGUAAAUCUACACUUGCAACGGAUGCAGGUCCACAGCCCUCAUCUGAAAGAUGCUCUCUAUGAUGUCAUCACUGUGGGGGCCCCAGCUGCCCAUUUUCAGGGAUUCAAGAAUGGUGGUCUUCGAAAACUACUCCAUAGAUUUGAGACAGAGAGAAGGAACACUGGCUACCAGUUUAUUUACUAUUCACCUGAGAACACAACAAAGGCGAAGGAAGUUCUCAGCAGCAUCAAUCAGCUGCAGCCUCUCAUAGCAACUCAUGCAGACCUGCUGCUGACCUCCGCCAGCCAGCGCUCUCCAGACAGCCUGAAGAGUUCUUUAAAGCUGCUUUCAGAAAAAACUGAGCUUUUUGUACAUGCCUUCAAGGAUCAGCUGGUCAGGAGUGCUCUUUUAGCUCUCUACACUGCAAGGCCAGGAGGCAUCCUUAAGAAGUCACCCUCUCCUAAGGUCAGCACAGAGAAGAAAACUACUGAGGAUGAUACCCCGCAACUUAGAAGACAAGACUCCAUACCACAUCAUUCUGACUAUGAUGAGGAAGAGUGGGAUAGGGUAUGGGCCAAUGUGGGGAAGAGCCUGAACUGCAUUAUCGCUAAAGUAGACAAACUGAUUGAGAGAGACAGUCACAACGAAGAAGGUGCUGGAGGUGGCAGUAGCAAGGAUGGAGACACAGACCCUACCCAGGAAGAUUCCAUCACAUCUCACCCAAGGGAGGACUGGUAUGAACAGCUGCAUCCACUCAUCCUUACCUUGAAGGAGUGUAUGGGAGAAGUGGUGAGCCGAGCAAAGCAGUCCCUGACAUUUGUACUGCUUCAAGAACUAGCCUACAGUCUGCCUCAGUGUUUGAUGCUGACUCUGAGAAGAGACAUCGUCUUCAGUCAGGCGCUUUCUGGAUUGGUUUGUGGUUUUAUCAUCAAAUUACAUACCAGUUUGCAUGACCCUGGCUUCCUACAGCAGCUUCACACAGUGGGCUUGAUAGCACAGUACGAAGGGCUGCUAAGUACUUACAGUGAUGAAAUCGGAAUGUUGGAGGACAUGGCUGUCGGCAUUUCAGAUUUGAGGAAGGUUGCAUUUAAAAUAACUGAAGCCACGUCCAACGAUGUCCUCCCUGUUCUCACAGGAAGGCGUGAACACUAUGUGGUGGAGGUCAAGCUUCCAGCUACAGUAUUUGAGUCACUCCCUCUGCAGAUUAAAGAAGGCCAGUUGCUUCACGUGUAUCCCGUUCUGUUUAAUGUUGGAAUCAAUGAGCAGCAGACUCUGGCUGAGAGGUUUGGUGAUGUUUCUUUGCAAGAAAGUAUUAAUCAAGAAAAUUUUGAACUUGUACAAGAAUAUUAUUCAAUAUUUAUGGAAAAGAUGCCUCCUGAUUAUAUUUCACGUUUUCAAGAACAAAAUGAUUUAAAAGGACUGUUGGACAAUCUCCACCAAAAUAUUCAAGCCAAAAAAAGGAAGAAUGUAGAGAUCAUGUGGCUGGCAGCAACGAUUUGCCGCAAACUCAAUGGCAUUCGUUUUACCUGCUGUAAAAGUGCCAAAGACAGGACAUCAAUGUCGGUGACGCUGGAACAGUGCUCCAUCCUGAGAGACGAGCAUCAACUGCACAAAGACUUUUUCAUCCGAGCAUUAGAUUGCAUGAGAAGAGAAGGAUGCCGCAUAGAGAAUGUCCUGAAGAAUGUCAAAUGCAGGAGGUAUGCUUUCAACAUGAUACAGCUCCUGGCUUUCCCCAAGUGCUACCGACCUCCAGAAGGCACUUACGGAAAAGCUGACACCUAAGUGUACCAACACGGAGACAAACAGGAACACAAAUACAUUGAGCUUUGAAGACCUCCACCUCUGUCACUUUUAUUUUUUACUGUUAUGAGUUUGUGGGGUGAGAUGUUCAUGGGUGUUGCUCACAUCAAGACCAAUACAUUACUCAGAAAGUGACCCAGAUCUGAAGCCUUACCAGCACUCCUGUGUCCAGUCUAUCUGUUCUCCUUUGUGUUAACACACCUCACUGGUUGAGGUCAGUUGAGAAAGUGUAAUUCCAUUUGUAGGGUAUUUAAAUAAAAUAUAUCCUGAGGAAACAAGUUUUCUCCCAUGGUGCCAGAGGUGACUCGGAGAAUGCCACACUCCAACUAAGCAAGUAAAGGCUGUGGGUUCAUGUGAUGCUACUUUAGUGUCUUGACUGCAGACAACCUCAUAGCUCAGACUGCUGGCUUUUAUAAAAUAGGUGUAUAGUAAAUGAAAUUAGGUGAUGGUCAACCAUGCCCUUGAUUACUGACAUGGUUUGCAGAUAUGUUUAUACAAAUCUUCGUCAUUUAGUUCAUGUGUGAUUCCAGUUUCUAAGCUGGUAGAUAAAAGUGUGAUCCAAGUCAUGAGCUACAACACAAAACUAUGUCUCUUCAUACAACUCUGAUGCGGGUUGUGUAAACACAGCAAUGUAGAGCCUUUAAUGCUGAAAUGGGAAAACACUUUAAGGUACUAAAGUUGCAAAGAAAUUUAAAGUUAGUGCCUGCUGAUGACCCAGAUAACAAUCUCCAGCAGCUUGAAAUUCAUUUAGAAAAAAAGGAGAGAAAGACAGAAAGAGAGAGAGAGAGAGAGAUAGCUAUGAGAUGUUCCCUGGGAGUCCUCUUAAGUGUAUGAGUUUGCAGUCUGUCAUAGGUCAAUAUAUACGAAGUGGAAAACCCUAAAUCAUGUGUGCAGCCAUAAACAGUAAUAAACACAAUACCUGUCAGGUAAUCUGGAUAUCAUUUUUGACCUUACAGUAAAAUUACACAAAUUUAAAAUGAUUACUAUUCCAAGUUAGUCAUUUCCUUGGAGAUCACGUUACAUAAGACCACCCUGCCAAGGAAGCAGUGACCGCAGAACAGCAGUCUCAACCACCCUUACCAUCUCGCUCUUUAAACAUCCUAACCUACAGCUUCCUUCUUCUCCAGAUUGCUACAAUUUUUAUGUAUGAAAAUUGACAGAGGAGAACCAAAUAGAAAUUAGAAUUUAUCACUGAAUUAUCAUUCAGAAUAUGGUGAUAUGAAAAAAGUUGUAUUCUUCCCUUUCUCAAAACACACAUUGCCUCAGAGCAUGCUAGAGGUUUCUUACACUGAAACCUUUCUGCUGUGACUUCACUCAUGGGGCCAUACUGUGUAUCUUCAUGGGUAACAUGAUAGCCAUUUGCCUAAAAUGCUCUGUCCCUUUAAAGGGGUUUCAAGUAGACUUCUAGUCCAAUGUUGAGUUUUCCAAGAGACUGAAAACAGAUGAUAACCCUUGGAGGCUUCUCAUAAUGGAAAUAUCCAUUCCCUUUUAAAGCUAAUGACCUAUGGUGGUUACCAAACUAUUUAUAGCCUUCAAAAAGAAAAAAAAUUUCAUUCAUAUAUAAAAACUUAUCUUAGUGUUCUCAGACCUAUUCUCCAUUUUAGUAAUUUAUUAUAAUGUUUCUAAUUAUUCUUUUUUUAUCAAGGUAUUAGGAUUUGUGGUUAUUUUUGUCACUGUACUGAGUUUAAGAUAGAAAAAGUUGUGAUCUAUGAGGUUUUGUGUCUAUCCCUCAGCUUUUCUUAGUAUCUCAAGUAGUGAUAUGCAGCCCAGGACACCUUCUAUAAUUUUUAGGUCAUAAAUAUUUUAUAAACAACAGUUCAUGCUUAUGUAUUGUCUUAUAAAUUAAGCAUCUUAAUUCAAAUAUGGUAAAUAAUUAUUAACCAGAAGGAAAAUAUCAGGGUUUUCCAGUUUUGCCUGACAUUUCAUAGGAUCUUCUUUUUGUCAAUAAAUGCUUAUGUAGAAAUAUCUAAGGUCACCCUCUAUAAUGCACAAAAAUAAAGUUUUAUUCAUUGACAGCAGCACCACUUCCUAUGGAAAUCAUAUGUCUGUACAUCCUUUCCACAGAGGAUUUUAACAAGAAAAUUCCCAUUUCCUAAGUGUGACUGCUCUUCUCUAAAUGCACUCAGGCAACAACGCCCUGACACAUCAUAAUCAGGACCUUCAGAACCAAACAGUAAAUGAAACCUUCUAAAAAUCUCCCUCGUAUAAACACUGCUACGGUCGGUCGUAUAGCUCUGUCAGCUGCCUUCACACUGUCUCAAUCAUGCGUUCAUUUAAGAACUAUACCAGCAGCCAUAUCUGGGAGAUCGUGUACACUCAAACAAUUUAUCAAGAAAAUGACAUAUCCAAACCAUGAAGUGUUUUGUUUUCUCAAAAAAUAUUUUUUCCUUCUUACCAAAUGCAGCUAUCAAUUCUGGUUUAACCAUGUACAGAGCCAUCAGAAAAACAUAUUAAAAGCACAAAAAGGGGGCACACCCAUGAUUAUUAUCCAAAGGUCUAGAGUGUGCAUGUAUCCUCUGGACAACUAAAUGUACAUUUAAGACAUCUGAUGGAAGAAGAGGUACAUUUGAGUGCAGCAGCUCACUGAAUUUCCACCUCUGCCUUCCUUCCUCAACAUCGCCUUGUGCUUUACCACACACUGCUUAAAACAUCUUCUAAAUGCUAACAUUUUGGUCAACCUGGUAUUCUAGUAGGGCCACAAUAACUAUAUGGUGUAGCUAAUGAAUUCUUUAAAACUACUUACUCUUCAGUCAUCCAGUGCUCUCUAUGGCCACUAGGCACUCAUGAUACUAUUGCUUCUAACCAACAGUAAAGCCUUAGAGCCAGCACAGACUGGGUGAUACAGCCCCUUCCCCUUCUGUUUGUCAUACAUUAAGUGAUUUUUAUAAAAUAGGACUCAGAAUGGUAAAAGGGGAAAAUGUGAUAUGUUUUUCUAAUCAGAUCCCCUCCCUCUGUAAAGACGCUGUGCCAAGAGGCUUUCUCCCAGGUGUCCCCUGAGGUGGCUGAUUCAUGAGAAGUUGUCAUUGAGUUUUCUGGAAUUGUGCAAAAACUGGCUGCUACACAUGACCGUGAUUAGCUUUGUUAUGAAAUGAAUUCGUUAAAAGUAAAGAUAAAACCAAAUCUUAGAACUUCCUGGCUUUUUAAAACCAGAUUUUGCUAUCUAUUACAUUUCUAAAGGUAAAAUGCAGCUCUGGUGGUUCCGAAUUGUUUAAAUGCCAUAUUGAGAAUGUGCCACUGUGAACCACUGGCCUCCACAUUCAGCAACACAGUGUUGGUAUCUUGAAAUCACCCACCAUGGGAAUAUUCAAACCACAGAAAUUGCCAGAUGUUAUAAACUAGGAUAUUUAUGUUCUGGAACACCAGUUGUUCAGCAUUUGCCAGCCGGUGCAUGGCUCCGUGCCACUAGAGAUGAUUUUUUUUCUCCAGAAAAUAACAAAUUA